Chrysoperla carnea is the source of this 811-nucleotide messenger RNA. RefSeq lists its product as uncharacterized. The transcript is spliced from 5 exons. The coding region runs from base 3 to 770 and encodes 255 amino acids. The record is from RefSeq and is a predicted model, not a curated record. NCBI's taxonomy places the organism in Eukaryota, Metazoa, Arthropoda, Insecta, Neuroptera, Chrysopidae.
UUAUGUGUAUUGUGUUAGGACAGUUGAAAAAUUUAAAUAUUAUAACAAUGAAAAUUUUGGUUAUUUUAAGUUUGUGCUUAUGUUUAUUUUUAAACAUAGCGUCUACUAGAUUUGUUAAUGAGUACUCAGCACUUGACGAUAAAAUCAUACGAAUUUUGGAUAAAUAUCGAAAUGAAUUAGCUGACGGUAAAUGGAUUUUCCCACCUUUAGAUCCCUUUGUUGUUCCUGCAUUUAAUGUAUCGUAUGAAAAUAAAAUCGCCAAAGUUGAUGGAAUAUCGAAAGCCUUAAAUGCUUCCGGAAUUAUAGGCUAUGAAGAUCAUGUAGUGGAAACUACCUUAGAUGGGGAUUUUAGUGUUUAUGUAAAUGAACCGUUGGUAAAAGUAAUAGGUGAAUAUAAAUCUGAAGGUAAACUGGCAUCAGCCAUUCCAGUCAAUGGUGAAGGAUCUUAUACAUGUGAUGUUAAAAAUUUACAAAUAACAGUAUAUGGUAAACUUAGUGAAAACAAAGAUGAAACAUUGUAUUUAGAAAGAUUAAAUGUUACUCUUCAUGUAGAGGAAAUUAAGUUUAAAAUCGAUGGUUUACAAGGUGGUAAAUUGUACAAUGAUAUGGUUAGUGCUAUUGUAAGCGAUGGUGCACCAGCAUUUAUCAAUGCAAAUGUUCCAUUAUUUGAUGAAUUUGUUGGUACAGCUUUAAAACAUUAUUUAAAUCCAAUUUUCAAUGAUUACACAGCCGCAGAAUUAAUAGAUUUUAUCAAUUCAAUUGAUGCAUAAAUAACUGUUAUCAAUCGAUAAAAAAUAAACAAAAUGCUUUA